AUGUCGCGUGCGUCGCCCUUCUUCUACGCUACCGCUCGCCCCGAUGUGGACUCUCUGGCUAUCCUCCACCUCAAGCGUGACAGCCUGAUUCCAGUCACGCUCGCCAAAACGUCGGACGAAGGCUACGCCGAGGGAGCAGUCACAAAUACACGAUUUGGCAGCUUUCCUCACACCACAUUGAUUGGUCUAGAGUGGGGCAGUCAAGUCAGAGCCAGCAGAGUCGAUACGGGCAGCCGAGGUCGAAAAGGCAGGGGCAAGGACAAGGACAAGAAGCAGGAAGAGAGUACGCAGAACGAAAGCGCUCCGCCGUCUUCAGAAGAGCAAGGAGGCACGAAGCGCAGCAGGACUGAAGGGCAGGACACGGACUUGCUAGAACCACCGGCAAAGAAGCAGAAGCAGGAGGUCAAAAGCGUCGAGCCUGCGCUCAAGCCGACGGAAGCAAGGCCGGCAGAGGCAGGCACAGGCUUUAUUCAUAUUCUGCCACCUACUCCCGAGUUAUGGACAUCUUCACUGGACCACAGAACACAGGUAGUGUACACACCCGACUAUAGCUAUAUUCUACAACGUCUCCGCGUUCGCCCGGGGAGUACUAUCAUCGAGGCGGGCGCAGGAAGUGGUAGCUUUACCCACGCCGCAUGCCGAGCUGUCUUCAAUGGCUACCCUUCCGCGAAGCGGCAAAAGAUAGGCAAAGUGUGCAGCUACGAAUAUCAUCAGCCAAGGGUAGAGACCCUACGUCAAGAAAUUACCGAACAUGGACUAGACGGCAUCGUCGAGCUUACGCACCGCGAUGUGUGCAACGACGGUUUUAUGCUCUCAGACGGUAGCUCACCCAAGACCGAUGCCAUCUUCCUCGAUCUGCCUGCCCCGUGGACCGCGCUCCAGCAUCUGACCAGAGACGGUCCAUCUCCUCUCAACCCGGAUAGCUCUGUCCACGUCUGCUCUUUCUCCCCAUGUAUCGAGCAGGUAAUAGCAACGUGUGCCGCCUUACGCAAGCUCGGGUGGGCAGAUAUCGGUAUGGUUGAAGUCCAAAAUCGCCGCAUCGAUGUUCGCCGAGAGCGUAUAGGUCUGCGAGAAGAAGGACUACGAGGUGUGAAUGCGACGGCUGCGAAUGUAGAAGAGGCUCUGGAGCGAUUACGGCAUAAUAUUCAGCCGCAAGGCCAAAAACGCGACCAAGGUGGUGUGCUAACAAAAGCGGAGAGAUUGGGGCAGAUCAAAAAGGAAGCGGAAGAGAGGAAGCUGUACAAAGAGGGCAGACUAGUGCACCGAACAGAACCUGAAGUCCGGACGCACACAAGCUACCUCGUCUUCGCCGUACUCCCACGAUCUUGGUCAGCAGAAGAUGAGGCAAAGGCCGAAGAGGAAUUCCCACUCGGCGAAGUAAUGAGGGCUAGUUAGUCUCGUCCAAGACAAGGGAAAUUAAUGGGCCUCACAUGAGCGCCGUGUCUAUUCUGACGCAUCGCUCGUCAAACUAUAGCAUCGUCGUGCGGAAAAGGCUUCAGUAGCCCGUCUCAUGCUCUCUCCAUCUCGUCUGUAACGAAAUAAGCAAAGUUCCCACUUGUGGCGUACUGGCCCUUCCAUAAAAUGUGCCCUGGACGGGAUUACAUUGAUGCCGAUAGCCGCAUGACAGUAGAUCCGUAGCUCGCGCUUCCAUAGCACUGGUCCUUCGCCCCAACACAAAUGACUCGGAGCGCCUUCGAACAGACCGCGUCGCACGCGCAGAGACUCGAGGGGGUCCAAGCUGGGAUAGCCAUUGACAAAGGUAAGUCGAACACUUCUUGACAUCCCUCGCUCCACAGCAUACGGCCAGAGAGCGACCUUAAACAGACGCGCCUGAAGAUAUGGGUAGGGAGGGGAACUUGGCAGUCGAAAGUGGAAUUUACAAUAAUGCUGCUUCCGCCAAGAGAAGGUCACCUGUGUUCGAGGUUUCCUUCUAGAGAGGGCCCAUCGGACUACGCGAGAGAGAGGCAAUCCUUUUCGGUGGAAAAAUGAUAUCGAAUGUGCAGAUCAGCCGGCCACGAUGACUUCGACAAGAGCUCUUCAGCUCGCCACUACGGCUCGACUUCUUGAGGGUAAGAGCAGACGCUGCAGACUCGACUGGGCCGGACUGGUUGCGGGCACACGAGCAGCUGGCCUCGGUAGAACAGGGCCGACCACCGUGGCUUCUGAAGAGCUUCGAGAGCGAGUCUCGGGCAAUAAGAUGACCUCUGCAGCCAUCGCAGUGGUCGUGCCCACGGAUAUCGUGCGGCCUGUACUGCUGAUACGGAUACGGCGCAUGGGUCUACUGCAUUCUUGCUUCGUGUGGUGUUUCUUGCGAAAGCUGAAGAUGCUCCCCCUCUUAAUGGUGCUCUUACGACUACUUCCUUCGCUGCUGCCCGAGCUCGCUUCGGGGACGGAGGUCAAGACGCGUCUCAUGCCGGGUCGAGGAGGCUGCGGCCGGGGAGUGCUUGCGCUGGUGGUGGUAAUCUCGCCCAAGGGAGGCAGAUGAGCACCGUACUCAUCCGCCAGGCUCAAGCGUGUCUUUGCGCAAAUCUCUGCGAUGCCGUCGAUGGCCAGCUGGAAUUCCCGGCUGCCGUCUACUGACCGGAGAAUGUCCGCAAAAGCAUACGACGAUAUAGGUGGGAGUGCUGCUGCGUCCCGAUCGCUCGGCUUUCGGGGGGCUGCUACUCCUUGGUUGUUUCUCUUUCCGCUGGUGUAUGCCCGUACAAGCACUGGCUGCGCCAUGGCUGCAUCGCUACGAGCGUGUGAAUCCCUCCUUGCACGUCUACAGUGAGAAGAGCAG
Sphaerulina musiva SO2202 is the source of this 2779-nucleotide messenger RNA. Its product is annotated as tRNA methyltransferase complex GCD14 subunit. NCBI's taxonomy places the organism in Eukaryota, Fungi, Ascomycota, Dothideomycetes, Mycosphaerellales, Mycosphaerellaceae. The transcript is spliced from 2 exons. Gene Ontology annotation, cellular component: nucleus; tRNA (m1A) methyltransferase complex. The record is from RefSeq and is a predicted model, not a curated record. Gene Ontology annotation, biological process: tRNA methylation. The coding region runs from base 1 to 1395 and encodes 464 amino acids.